Mesorhabditis belari is the source of this 204-nucleotide messenger RNA. NCBI's taxonomy places the organism in Eukaryota, Metazoa, Nematoda, Chromadorea, Rhabditida, Rhabditidae. The record is from the annotation of a GenBank genome assembly.
AUGGAUCUGAAAUUGUUUUGGCUGCUCACCCAACUCGGCAACAUUUUCUACGGAAUCAAUGCAACAAUCGUCAUCUUCACUUGCUUUCCCAACGCGAGAAAAUGUCUGAUGCAAGUGAUUCGUCGACGGGUUUUCUGUGGAACUCAGGAAUCAUGUGGAGAUUUUCUCAAUCUCAGACCGCGCCACUCAAUGUUCAACCAAAGU